AUGCCUUCCCGCCCAGCACCGAAUGACCACGUCCACGGCCUCUCUGGGCCUCUCGUCUCCGAAGUCCUUUCCGACGACCCCAUGCAACUUUUCCCGAAGCCCACCACGCUGUUUCCUGCAGAGACAGUCCAAUUGACGAAUGAAGUUCUUGCCGCCGUGUCGUCAAACGUUCGAAAUGCGAAUAUAUCUGAUGUAUUCCAUUUCGCCGAUCCCUACACCGACUCGACUCUUUCAAAGAAGAAUCCACGAAGCUGCAAAGUGAUGCCCGGGGACGUGUCCUGGCCCAAGAAUCUGCUCUGGAAUACUUUAGAUACCCUACUGGGCAAACGACUGAUCAAGACAGUACCGCUGGCUGCAUACGGCUACCUCGAGUGGCCGGAGUACGAUGCAGACAAGUGCGCUAAUAUUACCUCUCAAUGGGUCGUUUCCAAUCUCCAUAUGGAUGACCCAGUUUCCAUUAUGCUGCCCCGAUACGAAGGUAGAACUUGCAUGGCGCCUGGGUACAACUACACCAACACCUGUGAGUUGGGUAGCUACCCGACAUACGUUGUCAAUGCUUCUACGGUGGCCCAGAUUCAAUUGGCUGUCAACUUCGCACGUAAUCUGAACCUUCGUCUCGUGGUGAAGAACACGGGUCAUGACUUCAAUGGCAAGUCAUCCGGUAAAGGUGCUCUGUCCAUUUGGACCCAUUGGUUCAAAGAUAAGGCGUUUUACCCACAGUACAAGGCCGCCAAUGGCUAUGUCGGACCAGCCAUUAAAUUCGGUUCUGGAGUUCAAGUCGGGGAAGCCUAUGAGUACGCGAAGAGCCUCGGCGUUAGCGUCGUUGGCGGAGAAGCUGUGACUGUUGGUCUGGGAGGUGGCUACACUGCAGGUGGUGGUCACUCACCUUUGAGCAGCAUGUACGGCAUGGCUGCUGAUCAGGUUCUGGCUAUGGAAGAUAUAUGUCUAACGCUUUGUUGCGUAUUUGUCUUGGCUGACGGGCGCUUCAUUCCUGCAUCCUCUACUGAAAACUCCGAUAUUUUCUGGAUGCUUCGUGGUAGUGGCGGAAGUACCAUUGGCGUUGUUACUUCUCUGAUUGUCAAAGCUCUCCCGAGAUUGCCAACCACCACUGUUACGUUUAAUUUCACCAUCAACGACGCGCCCAAUGUCGAUGCGUUCUGGAAAGGAAUUGAGGCCUACUUUGACAAUUUUGAGGAUUUUGUCAACGCAGGUACCUACGGCUACUACUAUGUUGGAGCGUCGGCCGUUGAGAUUGGGACUCACCAUGCUGGAUCGACCGACUACUAUUUCCGCAUGCAUUCCUUCGUGGCACCUAACAUGACCAUCGCUGAGACAAAAGCUCUGCUUGCUCCAUGGUACAAUGUUCUCGAUAGCCUGAACAUUACCUACACACCAUGGUAUUACCAUGCGGACAAUUUAAUACGUCGGCGCUGCCGCGGUCAAAACCGCCUCCCGCAGUCCGGCGCCUACAUGAGCAAGGCUGAUCUGAUCGAGCCGAACCUGCAGGAGGCCUUCUAUGGGGCUAAUUAUCCCGCUCUGUACGCAUUGAAGCAGAAGUAUGAUCCCACUAGUCUGUUCUUUGCGCUGACUGCUGUUGGUGCGGAGGAUGGGGAGGUCAGGACCACUGAUCCUUUGCCGUAUUCUUGGAAUAAUAAUGGACGGCUUUGUCCUGUUUCUUUAUAG
This is a messenger RNA of Aspergillus oryzae RIB40, 1683 nucleotides long. RefSeq lists its product as uncharacterized. The transcript has 5 exons. Lineage: Eukaryota; Fungi; Ascomycota; Eurotiomycetes; Eurotiales; Aspergillaceae. Bases 1 to 1683 code for a protein of 560 amino acids. Gene Ontology annotation, molecular function: FAD binding; oxidoreductase activity. The record is from RefSeq and is a predicted model, not a curated record.